Molecule: messenger RNA, 1299 nt
Organism: Plectropomus leopardus (leopard coralgrouper)
Lineage: Eukaryota; Metazoa; Chordata; Actinopteri; Perciformes; Serranidae
Product: photoreceptor-specific nuclear receptor-like
Biological process (GO): regulation of DNA-templated transcription
Molecular function (GO): DNA-binding transcription factor activity; sequence-specific DNA binding; zinc ion binding
Source: RefSeq, a predicted model, not a curated record
AUGGAGGAUCACAUGUUGAAGAUCCCCAUGAUGUCGUCUGCUUCCCCAAGUGAGUCUUCUGGAAGUGGCGGGACAGACGACAGCAGAGGAGCCAAGAGUCCACCCCCGGGCAAAGCCCUGAGCCCCGCUCUGGUCUGCAAAGUGUGCGGCGACACCAGCAGCGGGAAGCACUACGGCAUCUACGCCUGCAACGGCUGCAGUGGCUUCUUCAAACGCAGCGUGAGGAGGAGGCUCAUUUACAGGUGCCAGGCUGGUACAGGCAUGUGUCCAGUGGACAAAGCUCAUCGCAACCAGUGCCAGGCGUGUCGGCUGAAGAAGUGCCUGCAGGCGGGCAUGAAUAAGGAUGCAGUGCAGAACGAGCGGCAGCCCCGCAGCACAGCUCAGGUCCGCCUGGACUCCAUCGACGUGGACCCUGAGUAGGAGCACCUGGCUACCACACGGGAGCCCACCUCCUCUUCAUCAUCUUCCUCGUCAUCUUCCUCCUCCUCCUCUGUCAUCACGUGGCCCCACAUCACCUCCUCCAUGUCCAUCACCUCCUCUGUCGCCCCCCAGCGCUGCAUCAGUCCCCAGAACAACCAUCGCUUCAUGGCCAGCCUCAUGACGGCCGAGACCUGCGCCAAGCUGGAGCCCGAGGACGUCGAUGAGAACAUUGAUGUGACCAGCAAUGAGCCAGAGCGAGCGUCCUCGGAGUACCACAUGGCUCUGUACCCGUCCAGCUCAGAAAACGUGUACGAGACAUCAGCAAGGCUGCUCUUCAUGUCGGUGAAGUGGGCCAAGAACCUGCCAGUGUUUUCAAACCUGCCCUUUAGAGACCAGGUGAUCCUGCUGGAGGAGGCGUGGAGCGAGCUCUUCCUGCUCUGUGCCAUCCAGUGGUCUCUGCCUCUGGACAGCUGCCCGCUGCUCUCUUUGCCAGACCUCUGCCCCGGCAUGCAGGGAAAGACCAGCUACACCAGCCUGGACCUGCGCCUCCUGCAGGAGGUCUUUAGCCGCUUCAAGGCGCUCGCUGUCGAUCCCACUGAGUUUGCCUGCCUCAAGGCUAUCGUGCUCUUCAAGCCAGAGACUCGUGGUUUGAAAGAUCCAGAACAGGUGGAGAACCUGCAGGAUCAGUCUCAAGUGAUGCUGGGACAACACAUCCGCUCACAUUACCCCAGUCAACCAGCCAGGUUUGGAAAGCUGCUUCUUCUCCUUCCCUCUCUGCGUUUCGUGAACUCGGAGCGCGUAGAGCUGCUGUUCUUCCACAGCACCAUUGGCACGAACACUCCCAUGGAGAAACUCUUGUGUGACAUGUUCAAAAACUGA